AUGUCUCGCAAUUCAUCGAACUCUGACGCUGCGCAUGCGUUCUGGAGCACACAGCCCGUACCGCAGACGGAAGAUGAGACGGAGAAAAUCGUGUUCGCCGGUCCGAUGGACGAGCCAAAGACGGUGGCCGAUAUUCCUGAGGAACCGUACCCGAUCGCCAGCACAUUUGAGUGGUGGACGCCAAACAUGGAGGCGGCCGACGACAUUCACGCAAUUUAUGAGCUUCUCCGCGAUAACUACGUCGAAGAUGACGACAGCAUGUUUCGCUUCAACUACUCCGAGGAGUUUCUUCAGUGGGCACUGUGCCCGCCGAGCUACAUCCCGGACUGGCACGUCGCAGUUCGCCGGAAGUCGGAUAAGAAGCUGCUGGCUUUUAUUGCCGGCGUUCCCGUGACGUUGCGCAUGGGCACUCCCAAAUACAUGAAGGUGAAAGCAAAGGAAAAGGGUCAAGAGGAGGCGGCGGCCAAGUAUGAUGAACCGCGCCACAUUUGCGAAAUCAACUUUCUCUGUGUCCACAAGCAACUCCGGGAGAAGCGGCUUGCCCCGAUUUUGAUCAAAGAGGUGACACGCCGCGUGAACCGCACCAACGUGUGGCAGGCGGUAUACACGGCUGGGGUGCUGUUACCCACUCCGUAUGCAUCAGGGCAGUACUUCCACCGCAGCCUGAAUCCCGAGAAACUUGUGGAGAUCCGCUUCAGCGGCAUUCCAGCGCAGUACCAAAAAUUCCAGAACCCAAUGGCAAUGCUGAAGCGCAACUACCAGCUGCCGAGCGCACCAAAGAACUCUGGUCUUCGUGAAAUGAAGCCGUCUGACGUUCCGCAGAUUCGGCGGAUUCUCAUGAACUACCUGGACAACUUCGAUGUAGGUCCCGUCUUUAGCGACGCCGAAAUCAGCCACUAUCUCCUUCCCCGCAACGGCGUGGUCUUUACCUACGUGGUGGAAAACGAUAAGAAGGUGACGGACUUCUUUUCCUUCUAUCGAAUUCCGUCGACGGUGAUUGGGAACAGCAAUUACAACAUUCUCAACGCAGCGUACGUCCACUACUAUGCCGCAACGAGUAUGCCUUUGCAUCAACUCAUUCUCGACCUUUUGAUCGUGGCGCACUCGCGCGGCUUCGACGUGUGCAAUAUGGUAGAGAUCCUCGACAACCGGUCGUUUGUUGAGCAGCUUAAGUUUGGCGCCGGCGACGGUUAUCUUCGGUAUUACUUCUACAACUGGGCGUAUCCAAAGAUCAAGCCAUCUCAGGUUGCCUUGGUGAUGCUGUAG
Messenger RNA from Leishmania mexicana MHOM/GT/2001/U1103, 1266 nucleotides. RefSeq names its product putative N-myristoyl transferase. Gene Ontology annotation, molecular function: glycylpeptide N-tetradecanoyltransferase activity. The coding region runs from base 1 to 1266 and encodes 421 amino acids. Lineage: Eukaryota; Euglenozoa; Kinetoplastea; Trypanosomatida; Trypanosomatidae. The record is from RefSeq and is a predicted model, not a curated record. Gene Ontology annotation, biological process: N-terminal peptidyl-glycine N-myristoylation. The transcript has a single exon. Gene Ontology annotation, cellular component: cytoplasm.